Penaeus indicus is the source of this 456-nucleotide messenger RNA. RefSeq lists its product as uncharacterized. The coding region runs from base 1 to 456 and encodes 151 amino acids. The transcript is spliced from 3 exons. The record is from RefSeq and is a predicted model, not a curated record. NCBI's taxonomy places the organism in Eukaryota, Metazoa, Arthropoda, Malacostraca, Decapoda, Penaeidae.
AUGGUUCACCGCGAGAAAAGCCGCUGCGAAGUGUGCUGCGGCGUGUGGCUGCUUCCUCCCGCGACGGAAUCCGGUGACUCACUGUCAUUCACCGCUAUAGACUUCAAAAUGGAGAACAGAAACCAUCACACAAAAGUCUAUCACAAUUGCAUUGAUUUCAAGAAGGCCUUUGGAAGAGUGUGGCACGACGCACUGUGGCACACAGUGAGGAAGUACAACAUUGGCAAAGGAAUGACCGAACUCAUACAGAACCUGUACGGAAAAGCUAGAACAACCGUUUUAGUAGGCAACACUUAUAGCGAUUGGUUCAAGAGCACAGUUGGAGUUAGACAGGGCUAUGACAUUGAUCUAAUAGCCAACAGCACAGAAAAACUAGCAGAUUUAACAAAGAGGCUGGACACAAUAGCUAAGAGAUUUGGUAUAGAAAUAAGCGCAGAAAAAAAAGCAAAACCAUGA